UGACUUUCUUGGCUUGUCUCUUCACAAUCCUCAGAAUUAUACUCUCAAUUUUUUGCAUUUCUAAUUCGAAUACCCCGUCAGCCAUGGACCAGCCACAGCGCAUUUACAGCUGUGCCUGCCUCAAUGUGCGCAUACACGCAGCCAGCAUCGCCGAGCAGCAGACAUCGCUGGAGGAUAUUACUGGGGUCCGGGAGUGCCGCCUUGCCACAAAAGCAGUGCAGGUCGCUCAGGGAAAGCUGCUGGAGAUCAAGCCGGCAUCAUCAAUUGACCGCAGCAUCAGCGUCAUUCGGUGCCUGGUGUGCAAAUCGCCGGUCAUCUAUUUCCGAAUCCCGCAGCCGACCCUGUCAUCAUCGGUCAUAUCGUUAGGCCAGCAGCAAGCAAAACUCCCAUUGACCGGGAGCCCUGUGUUCCUGGACAGCGGGGCAAUGACCCCCAAUCAGGUCGAGGAGGCAGAAAAGCUGGCAGACUACUCGCCUGCCUUUGGUAUGCUUCUGACGCCCAAAAUUAUAGGCGACGUACGCCCCAACCCCAAUAUCCACAUCCCUCUCGACAUCAAGAGCAGUACCCAGGAGUACCUGAAAAGCGAGGAGUCGGCAAAGUAUGAGCGGAUCCGCGAGUUUACGAGCAAGCAGGAUGAAGCAUUUGACAAACUCACAUUCCAUCUGUCGAGGUCGAUGACCACGAUGUGUUUGAUCUAGAUGAUGAUUUCCAGACACCUGGGCAGCAGUAUCACUCGGCGAUUCCUGGAUUCGGCCGCCGCAACACGAGCCACCAGUCUGACGAUUU
Linderina pennispora is the source of this 786-nucleotide messenger RNA. RefSeq lists its product as uncharacterized. Bases 84 to 698 code for a protein of 204 amino acids. Lineage: Eukaryota; Fungi; Kickxellomycota; Kickxellomycetes; Kickxellales; Kickxellaceae. The record is from RefSeq and is a predicted model, not a curated record. The transcript has 3 exons.